ACACUACCCAGACUGCACAUACCGGAAGCUCUGGAGAGAAGCAUGGACUCCGAAGGGUUGAAGUGGUGUCUAAUUCUCCAGCUUCUACUGCCUCAUUGCUUCUUGGAGACCAGGAUUCAAGGUCAAUUAGCAGAUAAAAAAUUCGCGCUCUCUGGCAGCAAUGUGAGUCUUCAAAUCUCCAAUUUGCCUAAGAACUACCUACGUCUCACCUGGUUUUACACUACCAACCAGAAAAUUCUAGAAUGGGAGACCAACCAGCCUACUCCUAACUACUACAAAACUAAGUUUAAGGACAGAGUCACACUUGAUCUUCAAAAUGGCACACUCCACAUCUAUGAUGUCCAGGAAGAAGACAGCAGCACCUACAUCCUGAAGGUGACGUUGCCGUCUACGUUUGAAGAGGAAUGGAGCUUCCCAUUGCAAGUGUUUGAUCCUGUACCUAAACCUGACAUAACAAUCGAGAAGACACAGGAAAUGAACAACAGGUGUUAUCUGAUCCUGUCAUGUUCGGCCCGAAAUCAGUCUGUUAACUACACCUGGUAUGGGGACUCAGGACCCAUUUCAGAAGGGCUCCAGGGUGGUGUGCUUAAUAUCACCGUUAUACCUCAGAACUCCUCCAAGUUUUACAGAUGCGAAGCCAGCAAUCCUGUGAGCCAAAACAAUGACACGGUCUACUUCAUUCCACCCUGCAAACUGGCCCGAUCCUCUGGAGUAGCUUGGAUUCCAAUGUGGCUCAUGGUCAUGGUACCCACCAUUCUUGGCCUCCUAUUGAUCUGAGACAAGCUCUUCUAACUCAAGGGUGAAACUGAAAGACUGCAGGAUCUUGUCUUCAACAGCAACCAUGCUCUUAACCCGAGUAGAAGCUCUGGUUCUAUGGAAUGGAGAAAAUGUAUUGAAGCACCUAUAAAGAGUUUCAAAUUAAAAUUUUAAAAAUCAUGACUACAACCCAGCUGGCAUGGCUCAGUGGUUGAACCCUGACCUGUGAACCAGGAAGUCAUGGUUUGAUUCCUGGUCAGGGCGCAUGUCCAGGUUG
Messenger RNA from Pipistrellus kuhlii (Kuhl's pipistrelle), 1033 nucleotides. It is a transcript of the gene CD48, whose product is annotated as CD48 molecule. Lineage: Eukaryota; Metazoa; Chordata; Mammalia; Chiroptera; Vespertilionidae. The record is from RefSeq and is a predicted model, not a curated record. The transcript has 4 exons. The coding region runs from base 43 to 777 and encodes 244 amino acids.